Rana temporaria (common frog) is the source of this 2338-nucleotide messenger RNA. It is a transcript of the gene P3H4, whose product is annotated as prolyl 3-hydroxylase family member 4 (inactive). Gene Ontology annotation, molecular function: protein binding; collagen binding. The transcript has 7 exons. Bases 390 to 1700 code for a protein of 436 amino acids. Gene Ontology annotation, biological process: peptidyl-lysine hydroxylation; collagen fibril organization. Gene Ontology annotation, cellular component: endoplasmic reticulum. The record is from RefSeq and is a predicted model, not a curated record. Lineage: Eukaryota; Metazoa; Chordata; Amphibia; Anura; Ranidae.
CUCACCCAGCACCCAGGUAGAGGUCACCCCAUUUCUGGGCAGAAGAUAACGUCUAAUAAGUAGAAUAAACCUAUAUGCUGUGAUUGCGACUGAUUGCGGGGAUUUUAGGACCCAGUGAGAUCCAGCAGGGAUUUCUGGAGAGGGUGGGCACAAGUCCACAUACAGCUCAGCCAGCACCCAGGUACCGCUCACCCCAGUUCUGGGCAGAAGAUGAGGUUCUGAAGACCAUGAAGCUGGAUCCUCACCCAGGUUGAUGUGCCCCAGGAGGAGCUUGUGAUGUGUCCCAGCAGCAGCCAGGCUGGCAGUGAGCAGAGCCCCCAGCCCUCCCUCUGAGUCUCAUUAGUCUCAGUCCUCCAGCGAUCCUCAUAGAAGUUUGGAGAAGUUCUCUGAUGGUCUCCCCCAUGCUUCUCCUGCUCCUCCUCUGGAGCUCCCUUCCCCUGUGCCGGGCUCAGUAUGAACAAUACAGCUUCCGAGGCUUCCCCCGAUCCGAGCUCCGACCUCUACAGCCCACCUAUGGCCAAGCCAUGCAGCUCUACGAGGCUCAGUCCUGGAAGGAGGCGACCAAAUCGCUGGAGGCCAGCCUGAGGCUCCACCGACUCCUGCAGGAGAGCGAGGAGUUCUGCGGGCACAGCUGCUCCAAGGAGACCUCCAUCCCUGGCCUGGAGGACGAGGGGCUGGAGGAGGAGGCCAAGCAGGACUGGAGGAUGGAGCUCAGGCUGUUCGGAAGGGUCCUGUCCAAGGCUGUGUGCCUAAGGAAGUGUAAGGCCACCCUUCCAGUCUUCCAGCAACCCUACCCAGACAAGGAGACCCUCCAAGCCUUCCAGAGAAGAGACCCCUACCAGUACCUCCAUUACACCUACUUCAAGAUCAAUGAGCUGGAGAAAGCGGUGUCGGCUGCGCAUACCUUUCUGCAGAAGAACCCCACCCAUGAGAUGACGCUGCGGUACAUGAAUUACUACAAGACCCUGCUGGAAGUAGAGGAAUUCCUCAUCGAUUUAGAGGCUCAGCCCUUCGAGAGCAUAUUUGUGAAGGCGGUAAAGUCGUACAACGCUGGAGACUUCAGGCGCAGCACAGAGGAGAUGGAGCAGGCUUUGCCUCUGUAUUACAAAGCGUACAACAACUGCCUGACAGGCUGCGAGGGGGUUUAUGAAAUGAAGGAAUUUAAAGACUUCUAUCCAGCCGUUGCAGAUCAUCUAACUGACGUCCUAGAAUGUAAAGUGCAGUGUGAGCUUAACCUGACUCCAAAUGUUGGAGGAUAUUUGGUUCAGAAGUUUGUGGCCACCAUGUACCACUAUCUGCAGUUUGCAUAUUACAAACUUAAUGACGUGAAGAACGCGGUCCAGUGUGUGUCCAGCUACAUGCUGUUUGACCCUUCAGAUACAGUUAUGCAACAAAACCUGGCGUACUACAAGUUCUAUAAGGAGAAGUGGGACCUUGAGGACUCCGAUUUCAACCCUAGAGAGGAAGCCCUGAUUUAUCACAACCAGACUGUGCGCCACAAGGAGCUGUUGCAGUUUGCUCACGAUUUUCUCCGUCGGGAUAGCGAUGAGGUUGAAGUCGGAGCAGUCCAGGACACAGAACCACCCCCAUCUGAUACAGAGUUUGAAGGGGAAGGGGAUUAUGAGGAAGGGAUUUUUGCUGAGUGGUGGGCAGAACCAAAGUCAAAAGGAGACAUGGCUGACAAGCCAAGCUUAACCUAAAGCUUCUGGUCUACCCAUGGACUUGUAUGAUCCACACCAAGGACAACACAAGGUGCCCAUCAGUGUACAUAAUUCAAUGAACGUUCCAAUGCUAGAAAAGCCCAACCAUUCCACAAUUUGUACAAAACAAUAUUCAUCACGAUACCAACAUGAGAACAGUGUAAACAUAUUGACUCUAUAGAAAAUACCAUGGAGUGUUUCUACAUUUUUCAGUGUUCUUAUCCUUCAAGUUCCAUCAGAAGAGUUCCUUAUUGGUCAACUCUCACUUCUCGCAGGCACAUGCUUCCAUCUUUAUUGGCUUACAACAGGAUAUUUCAAUGGAGAAGAGGAAACUACUGGCACUUAGUUGCAUUCAGUGGAUUUUGGGAUCAGCUACUGGUCAGACUUGGUUGGAAUUGUCUGAAAAUUGCUUCCCUUUAACAAGCCUAUUCCCGAGUGAUUCACAGACUAACUAAAAGAUAGAAUCUCAUUCUUUGUGUUCCUACCUUGGACCUCAUCCAUGCUGGACGUUUCUGUAUCAGCUCCAGUGGUAUCCUGUUAUGAGACAUCCUACUAUACCCCUUUAAAUGGAGUGAACAGAGGCUUCUCCAUUUCCAGAUGUUUCAGAAGUAAUAAAAGGAAUUGCAAAAUGAAAUCAA